Molecule: messenger RNA, 2701 nt
Organism: Phymastichus coffea
Lineage: Eukaryota; Metazoa; Arthropoda; Insecta; Hymenoptera; Eulophidae
Product: P protein-like
Exons: 16
Coding region: 90-2516 (808 amino acids)
Biological process (GO): transmembrane transport
Cellular component (GO): membrane
Source: RefSeq, a predicted model, not a curated record
CACAGCAGAGACACUGACGCUCGCAAAUUUUCAUCGCGCAUGAGAAUCUAUUACGAUAUACAUUUCCAAUUGCUUAAAAAAAGUUGAAAAUGUUUAAAUUAUCAAGUAGUAGCAGCAGCAAUAGUAGUUGUAGUGAAGAAGAUGAAAUUUCUCGAACAACACAAUGUUCAAUAAGAGAAUCACGAAUGUUAAGUUCAAUAUCGCAAAUGAGUUCAUCGGUGAGAAUCGGAAAUAUCUCUGAAGACUUUUUGAAAGUUUGGAGCAAAUUGCCAGAAGCAAUUCGCUUAGAUCCAAGUUUAGCUUUUAUGCAGAAGGAAUAUAACAAAAUGCAGAGGAAUUUUUCAGGUACAAAUACUACAAAAACGGAAUGUCUCGUUCUCAACUUAUCGCUUAAACCACAACAAAUGCUAGAAGAUAUUCAAAAUAAUAACGAAUAUCCAGUAGAUAAAUUGAAUUUGCAUCAGAGAAGAUUAGAUCCAAUAGCUCGGUACACGAAAUUGUCAUUGCUUGUAAUUUGUUGGAUGAUUUGCCUUUUCGCUUUAAUAGUUACAAAGGAAAAAAUAGAAGUGGCCCAUCAAAUUGUAAUAGGUUACAAUGAAACAAAAAAUGUAACACUUGCGAAUGAUAUUCGCAAUAAUAAAAUUGACGUAACUCUUGAAGGCUCGUUAUUAAUUACGGCCAAUGUAAGCAUGAAUGCGAAUCAAAGUUUGUUCAGCAAUCACAUAUCACUCUGGAUAGAAUCAUUUGAUUUCGAUUAUUUUAGCUGUGGACGAUUGCGUAAUCGCACCCAGCAUGUAUCGAGGGUGUGGAAUAUUCCCCUCUUACCAGUUUAUUUAAUGAAUAUGGUACCUAAUCAAAAAAUCAAAAACAUUUUCCAUCUUAAUUUAACAGAAAGAUCAAAUCAUCAUCCGUUGUUAUUAAAAUUAAAAACUAAUAUGAAUACAACAGUCCUAUUUACGCUCAUAUAUAAUGAAUCGCCAAUCAACAUUGAAGAUGGAGUUUUGUAUGCCGCUGCUGUAUUAGUAGGACUUUACGUUCUAAUAAUUUUUGAGCUAGUGCACAAAACGAUUGCAGCUAUGUUAGCAUCGACUAGUUCUAUAGCUAUUCUAGCUAUGUUAAAUGAGAAACCAACAAUGAAAGAAAUUAUAUCGUGGAUUGAUGCUGAUACUCUUCUUUUACUUUUUUCAAUGAUGGUGCUUGUCACGAUUUUUUCAGACACUGGCAUGUUUGACUAUUUAGCAGUGUAUGCUUAUAAGAUUACCAAUGGAAAAAUUUGGUCACUAGUCUGUCUUCUGUGCUUCUUCACAGCGUUCAUUUCGGCAUUUUUAGACAAUGUAACUACUGCCUUGCUAAUGACACCUGUGACCAUUCGACUAUGCGAACUAAUGCAAUUAAAUCCAGUUCCUGUACUGACAGCUAUGGUUAUAUUCUCAAACAUCGGUGGAAGUAUAACGCCAAUUGGUGAUCCACCGAAUGUUAUUAUAGUUUCUAAUCGUAUCGUUUUUGAAGCGGGUAUUAACUUUGGAAUAUUCACUAGUCAUAUGUCCAUUGGAAUAAUAUUGAUUCUUUUUACAACAUAUGUCCACUUUUGUAUCAUCUUCCGAAAUCUAGAUGUGCUGCGUUUUGAUGAACCACAAGAUAUUCAAGAAUUGAGACAUGAAAUUAUCAUUUGGCAAAGAGCUGCCGCAAGCCUUUCAAGUUACAGCAGAGAUGAAAACAUUGUUAGAGCAACUUUGAUGAAGAAGAUAAAGCGUCUAUUAUAUGAAUUGAAGCAGAAACUAGUUACUGGAAGUGUGUUAUUAGAGAAUUAUCAAACUACCUUAGAAGAAUUGGAAAAUAAGUACCCUAUAAGAAAUAAGUGGUUGUUACUCAAAUCAGGAAUCUCGAUGAUUCUUGUGAUAACUCUUUUUUUUCUUCAUAAUUCGCCAUAUAUUAAUUUAUCAUUAGGUUGGAUGGCGUUUUUUGGUGUAUUACUUCUCUUCAUAUUAGCUGAUAACGAAGACUUUGAUGGUAUCAUGGCUAGAGUUGAAUGGAGCACUUUAUUAUUCUUCGCGGCGUUAUUCGUCCUAAUAGAAGCUUUAUCAAAGCUUGGAUUAAUAGCAUUCAUCGGUAAAAAGACAGAACUAGUCGUGAUGUCUGUAAACGAAGAUUACAGACUAGCAGUUGCAAUUCUAUUAUUACUAUGGGUAUCUGCCAUAGCCGGAUCUUUUGUUGAUAAUGUACCACUAGCAACUAUGAUGGUACGAAUUGCCACCAAAUUAGCUGAAAAUCAAGAGCUCCAGUUACCUUUACAACCUCUCAUAUGGGCAUUAGCUUUCGGGUCAUGUUUAGGAGGUAAUGGUACUUUGAUUGGAGCAACGGCUAAUGUUGUCUGUGCUGGGAUAGCUGAGCAACAUGGAUAUCAUUUCACAUUCAUGAAAUUCUUUAAAAUAGGAUUUCCAGUUUUGAUCACUAGUACAUUGACGGCAACGGUUUAUCUCAUGAUAGCGCACGUUGCGUUUAAGUGGAACCAUUAAACUAUUCAUCAAUGGUCUAUUUAGUUGUAAAUUAAUUUAAUAAAUCUUUAUGUAUUUAUUUUUGUAUGACCGUUAAUUUAUAUUUGAAAGAUGUAAAAUUGUUAAAAAUCUUGUUGUGAAAUCAUUUGUUUUAGGAGAAUUCUUGUUUCAUCUUGUUUUAAAUUCUUAUAAAUUAUAUACUAACA